GGAGCGGCGGGAGCGGCGGGAGCGGCGGAGCGAGGGGCGCGCGGGGCGGGCGAGAGCGCGGAGCGGCGCGGGCCGGCGGUGGUGGGACGGCGGCGGCGCGACCCGUGACGUCACGCUCGCGUCUCCCGCGAGGCGCCGCGCGCCCCGCGACGUCAGGCGGCCCCGCCAUGCUCCGCCUGGGCCUCGCGCUGCUGUUCCGCCUUCCUCGCCUGGCCCCGCUCCGCGCCCCGCUGCGGCCGUGCGGGGCGGCGGCGGCGGGCCACGGCACGGAGCAGGAGCGCUUCGUCUUCCUCGAGUAUGAGCCGGACCCGGCUGAGAGGGCGCCGCGCCGGGAGCGGGAGGUGAAGCCGCGGCGGGAGCGGCGGGCGCGGGGCGCGGCGGCAGUGGCAGCGGCGAUGACGAGCCUGUCGGACCCGUCGGUGCCGCCGAGCGGCGUGAGCUGCUCGGGCUGCGGGGCCGAGCUGCAGUGCGGGGACAGCGGCGCGCCGGGCUUCGUGCCGGCCGAGCGGUACCGCAGCCUGCUGUGCGAGGGCCCCGCGGCGCUGCGCGGCGCCGUGUGCCGGCGGUGCUGGGCGCUGGCGCACGGCGGCGGCGCCCCGGGGCUUCGGCUGCCGCCCGCCGAGCACCGCCGCGUGCUGAGCGACGCCCUGCGCCGCCCGCCGCGCCACGGCCGCGGGCCGCUGCUGCUCUACGUGCUCGACGUGACGGAGCUGCCCGACCCCGUGCUGCCGCAGCUGCCGGCGCUGCUGAGCCCCGACGUGCCCGCCGCCGGCGUGCUGGUGGUGGGCAACAAGGUGGACCUGCUGCCCGCAGACCGCCGCGGGCACCUGGGGCGGCUGCGGCAGCGGGUGGCGGCGGCCUGCGCCCGGGCCGGGCUGCGGGGAGCCGCGCUGGUGGACAUCCGCCUGGUCAGCGCCAAGACCGGCUACGGCUUGGAGGGGCUGGUCAGCCGGCUGCAGCGCUCCUGGAAGUGCGCCGGCGAUGUCUACCUGCUGGGCGCCACCAACUCGGGCAAGUCCACGCUCUUCAACACCCUGCUGCGCUCCGACUACUGCAAGUCCCGCGCCCCCGACAUCAUCGACAGGGCCACUGUGUCCCCGUGGCCAGGAACAACACUGAACCUGUUGAAAUUUCCAAUUAUUAACCCUACGUGUGACAGGAUAUUCCGAAGGCAGGAGAGGCUAAAAGAAGAGGCAGCAAAAACAGAAGAUCAGCUAAGCAGUGAAGAAAAAAAGUACCUUAAUCAACUUAAAAAGCAAGGUUACCUAGUGGGAAGAGUUGGAAGAACAUUUAAACAGCAGAAGUCUAGCGCUGAGAUUGACUUCGACCCUGACAAGCUCUCUUACAGCUUGGAUGAAGAUCCUAGAGACGAAGAUCCUAGAGAGCCCCCUAAGAGGUUUGAGGAGAGGGAGGAGUUCACUCACAAUGAAGUGAAGGAUGCUCGGUGGUGUUUUGACACUCCAGGAAUUGUAAAGGAAGACUGUGUUUUGAAUCUCCUAACAGAGAAGGAAGUAAAACUGGUUUUGCCAUCACAUGCCAUUGUUCCACGGACCUUUAUUCUCAAGCCAGGAAUGGUCUUGUUUUUAGCAGCCUUGGGACGUAUAGACUACUUAGAGGGAGAAAAGCCUGCCUGGUUUUCUGUCUUGGCUUCUAACCUGUUGCCAGUCCAUGUUACUACACUGGGUAAUGCAGACACUGUCUAUGAGAAGCAUGCAGCCCAAGAAUUCCUAAAGGUUCCCAUGGGUGGGGAAGAGAGAAUGAAAGAGUUCCCCCCACUUGUCCCUCAGGACAUUACACUGAAAGGAAUUGGUACUACUGAGGCAGUUGCAGAUAUCAAGCUUUCCUCUGCAGGCUGGGUGGCAGUGACGGCUCACGCGGAAGAGGAAUUGCUGCUCCGAGCCUACACUCCCAAAGGCACUGCGUUGGUGGUGCGGGAGCCUCCCCUUCUGCCUUACAUCAGUGCCAUCAGAGGGGCCCGGAUCCCAGGUACUCCUGCCUACAGGACCAAAAAGCCUCCUUCCUUUGUGGAAAACCUAAGAACCACUGGAAGCAGAUAGUGCUUCUCAUCAUCCGAGCAAGGCAGAAGACAGAACAGCCCCUGGAGAACCUGGUGAUUUACUGGUAUUCAGAAAAUGUUGGACUCAUUUUGAAAGGAAAGCAGGGCUAGGAGGGAGCUCCACAAGUCCACAUUUGAUCCAACUGCUGAACUCUAGCCAUUAUGAAGUGAGGGGCUGGGACCUUAUUGUUUGAGGGUAAACAGCUUCUCCCUGGGAUCUGCAUCGAUGGGCAGAUCCCUUUACCUGUCCCCUCUUGAAAUACAGGGUGGAACUCACCUGCCUGACCUGGUCUGACUGCUGCUUAUAGACUAGGUGGUUUCUUGCAGGCAUGCUCCCUCAUGUCAAAAAUCAUCACCUUGUUUUUAAGGUGUUUCCUUAAACAGUUAAAUAGUUAAAGGGGGUAGAGGGAGUUGGAAGGAGCAGGGAAUGCUCCAGUGUGGCUGAUACUGGUGCAACAACAUCAACCAGAAGUUGUGUCCUUUCUCUCCUUCAGCAUCGAGUGGAUUAGGGUGGGCAGUAUCCUGCUUUUGGACACAGGAAAAGUGAUUUAAUAAAAAGCAGGUCUGCUCAUGUGCCUGAAGAUGAAAGUUUUGCAAUUCACUGCUUUGAUUUGGUUUCUGUAGCUUGGGUACAGGUUUUUGAAACCAAGCAUAUAGAAUCCAGGGAAUGUGGUUCACAUGUGUUCAGUCUGUGUCUAGACUAGAGUUCUUCCUGUACAUUAGACAAAAUAUGUGCACUCUCACCUUGAUUUCUCAGGAAAGCUUUUCUAGUUCUUUCUAGAAGAAAAAAAACUAUGGCAGCAUGUUCCUCACUGCUCAGGCUGUGACUCACACAGUGCUCCUGUUUUCCUCUGUUUCUCUGUUGUGAAAACCAGCACAUGUGUGGCCACUCCUAGGGUGUGCUUGGCAAGCAUCAGAGCACAGGCAGCAAGAUCCAGAAAGUGUUUUUCCAGUAGGGGUAUAUAGGACUGUAGCUGUCUUCCUGGCUGGAUUUCUUUGUGCUGUUGGCAGGCCUUAUAUUUGGCUGCAAAAAUUACUGAAGGAGUUGCCAGCAAGACUGGUGUGAGGAUUAUCUGUUGCAGCUGUGCUAAUCUUCACAGUGCUGUGCUUUUCAAUUUCCCCUUCACAAAGGGAAAAAAACACCAUCUUUUUGAUGUUUAAGAACAAGAUUCUAGAAGAUUUUUUUUUGAGAGAUUCUUUUUAAAAUUACUUUAGUGAUGAUGGAAGAGAAAGUGCCACAUUUUUCUCAAUGGUUAUAACACACACAGCAAACCAACCCCUGUACAAAUUCUGCCCAUUUUUUUUUGAGCAUGCCAUGGAUUUAUCAACUAUUUUCCUUGACUUGCUCAUAGCUAAAUGGGAGAACCAUGUUGCUUUGUGUAUUUGUUCAAGACUGGGUAUCUUGAACAUUUUUAAGUUGGCAAGAGGCUAAACAACUAAUUUAUGUGUGUAGAAACAGCAUGAACAACUCAUGUUCAGUUUAUGUCUUAAGCAAGAAUACUGAGAAGAAUGCAAAACAAUACUGAGAUAGGGACCUUUGCAUCUUGAACAAAUGCACCAGUCUAAACUUCUUCCUGGAUGAUUUACAUCAGAUGGUGGUGAGAGAGAAAGAGUAUCAAGAUCUGCCAGAGCUGCCAACUUUAUAUUACAACCCAAAAGCAGGUGAAGAUAUUGAAAGAUACCAAAGCGACAUUGGUAUUCCUUUUCAUCCUUGGCUGUAUGACAGGUGUGUGGAUGAUGUACAUCAUGAGAAGGGGCUGGUAGACAGCACUUCCCCUGUGCAUGUCAGGUGUGAAAAGCACUGUAGCUUUUGGAGGCAAAAGCCACUACAAUGUUCUUGUGGGGGCGAUGCAAUUCUGCAGUUGCAUGAAUUCAGAGCUGUGCUUACAGGCCACAAAAAAAUCCAUCACUCCUGCCUGUCUAGCUUCCAGCUUAAAAGUAGCUUUGGUACAGAUUUCCAUAAAAACAUCCAUUGCUUAGCAUAAUAGUCAUGGGCUGCAGAGGUGAAUUCCCCUGGCUCUGCCGUUUUGCUUUGUAAAGUUCUCACACAUUUGGUGGCUUUAGUUCUUUAGGAGCACUGCCUGGGGUGGUGUCACUCCAUUCCCAAUAUGAAACACACUGUAAUUUGCACAUACUGUUCCUCAAACUUUAAAGAAUAAAAGUUUGGAUUUGUUUCCAUCAGUGAAGUCUCAGGAAAAAGAAAGGUAAAAGGAUGAAAAACUUCAUACACUCAGAAAGUGAAGAAAAGGGAAAAAGCGGAGCAAAUGGGAGAAAAACCUAAGUAGCAGAAACUGCCUAAAAGAGGACUGCAUUUAGAGGCAAGGUUUAAACUUCGUGGUCUUAUGUGCAAAUCUCACCACAGGAACAUAUCUAAAUUAGGGUCUGGACUUUGGGCUCCACAGAGCUUAAAACAGUUCUAAAAUGGGGUACAAUUGACAAGUGUUAUGGUAACAGGGAAACAUAAAUAGCUACAGGUUGUCCUCACAAAACUGUCAGAAAUCUGCCCACAGAGAUCAAAUAUCAUGUCUGUGUGAUCUAAUGUAUGCUCCACAACCAAAACCACAGAAGAAAAUGUACUACAUUUGUUUUAAGGGUGCACCUGAACUCAGCAAGCAGUUCUUGAGGUCUGAAACAAUACCUUUACACAUUUACACAUUUACACAUUUACACAUUUGCAAAUUGAAAAUAAAAAUGUAACUACAAAAUUACCCUGUGCAUGGUAGACUGUACUGCAUUUAGUCUGAAAUGAAUAAACAGGUAUGUAGUCACAAGAAUUUUGGAAUUUUAAAUUAAGCUAUCUACAGUUAUAAAAGAUUUUAUUUUACACCUCUAGAACAUUUGAUGUGGCUUUGGUUUAUUUGUCUAUAAGAUGAGAAACCACUUCUACAGUACGUUCUGUAUUUGCAAAACAAGCACAUUUCAUUUUAGAAAAACAGUGAAGUGAGGGAAGCCUGACAUUUUUUUAAAAAGUCAAGGCAAGCAAAGUUAGAGGUUAGAAACAGAUCCUUGAUCUUCUAAAUGUCAGAUUUGCCAAGACUUUAAUAAAAUCCUGCAAAUACAAAAUAUGUUGUAAACGCUAACAGCAGGACAAGAAAAUAACAAUAUAUCAAAUACACAUGCAAAGGUUCUGAAAAUUUGCUGAACCUUUUGCAGUUAUGACAAGCAGAGGAAAUAUGGGAAGAGAGAAAAGAAGAAAAAAAUGUAAAAACAUGGUAUUCAACAGAGGGAGGUUAACCUCACUGACAUGCUGUUCAUACUUUGUUACUCUGCAAGGUGAGGGGACCCACAUGCAGAGAACUUUGAGCAUAUUACUCAUUUUUGUCCAAAGAGUAAAGAAAAUCAAAGAAGUAUAGGAAAUUCCUUCCAAUAUAUAUAGGAAACAUGUCACAGAGCAUGCAUGCAUCUAAGUUUUUCAAAUUAGUGCCUUAAAGGACAUCUUUUUCUUGAUGUGAAGUAACUGGGAAAUGCAGUAAAUAUCUUUCACUAGAACCUUCCAGGCAAUGAACUGACACAGGGAUUCACUGGGCAAAAUCCUGCAGAUUUUAAGGUUAGAGAUUUUUGGCUAAAACUGUAGUGGACAGGCCAAUGCUUUUAAAUUUGAGUGUCCAAUCUUUAUGAAUCCAGCAAACAUUUUGGAAACAAUCAUCUGACAUCCAUGUUCCAACACACUCACUUGUCGCUGGGCUUUGUGCACUCUGGGCUCCCUCCGUGGAACUCUAGGACUUGUGGUUACAUCUGUGUAGUAGCUCCCUGGAAUUCUUCUGUGAUAAUACAUAAUACAACCUUUUUAAAAGAGCCUGUGACACUUUGAAAUGCUGUGGUAGUCAGUACUGCUGAGUAUGGAAGUCAUAAAAAGGAAUGAGUGUGUUUCAGGAUCGCUGGCAUCUAUAUGGACAAGCACCUUGGAAUGAGUGAGGGAAAUGGCAGACUGCCACUUGGUUCAUUGCUGGCAAUGUUUGAGAAGCAGGAACUAGCCAAUUAAGCCAGUUCACAUUAAAUUUCUUCAGGCUGCUCAAUUUGUUGAAAUAUAAUACAAUACUGGUGGGAUACAUCCUGAGGAUGAGCAACAGUGAUGUCCAAACUUCACAGUAAGUAAAGCUGCUGUGGCAAAGAAGGGAAUGAACUGUAUGCUGUUUAUGAAAAAUUAUGCAAUUGACUCAUUUAAUAUCUUACAGUAAAUCAAUAGGGGCUCUUGUGGGAUGAAACCCUCAGCAAAUUAACAAUGUGUAGUGAGUGACCUUGACAAAUGAAAACCCUGAGAGCUGGGCUUAAGAAUACAGUCAUUGAGAAAGCAGUGGGUAUACUAAUAAAUGGCAUUUAUUAGCCUAACUCCACAAAGACUAAUUCUCUCCCCAUUCCUAAGCCUACAAAAAAAAAGGAAAACUAAAGACAAAGGGGGUCAGGAGGAGGCUGAUGGCUGUCAGUGCCCUUUGAAAGAGGGACAUGUAGAGGGGCAUGCUUAAGAAAGACAUCAGAACUACAGUAAGCCUAGAAAUAACCAGAAAUAAAAUUGCUGAUGUUUCCCAACAAUGCAGGCCAAAACAUGGUUCCUGUUUGAACCAUUCAGAGGCUUGGUUAGGGUUAUGAUACUUGAUUCUGAAAAGGCAGCCUUUCAGUCAAGUUUUGAUUGAGGGGACUCUGUGGAAUCACUGCAGAGUGCACUGCGCUUGUCUGGCUAAUGGAGCAUGAGAGAGGUGAAGCUGAUGGUGGUCAAGGGAGCAACACACUACAAAUUAAAGGAACUGGCUCAAGUGGAAAUGAACCCCACUGAGAGUGAGCACAGAACUGUUGUACUCGAAAUUAUCCUUGUGUACAGAUCAUUUCACUGUAAAACUGAAGAUCAUUAAACAUGCCUAAUUCUUAGAUAACUAAAUUGAGGUUAAAGCUGUCAUUUAUGCCAAGCAAAGAGAAAUUAUAGCAAAACAACAAACAAACAAAACCUAAGCAAGCCCUUCAUCAUAUUUUGGGCAGCCUCACUGAAAUUCAAGGUCAACCAAUGCACUAGGAUGAAAAUAACCGCAUGUAUAAAUCCUUAGAAUGCUACUUUUAAGGGAAAGUAUGCAUUAGGUUCAACUAGUUAUGAAAAAAACAUUUUGUUGCCUGUGACGGUAAUUUUUGAAAAUUAGAUUAUUUUAAGUGUUAACAUGUUUAUCUUGAACUACAUUAUGAACAUACGUUGGUAAAUGGAUGCUUGCAUUAUUCUAUUUCCAGUCUUGGUUAGGACUAAUGUACAUGACAAAAUCUAAGUGUUAGGAAAGUGACAUCGUUCAAUUUUCUGCCAACAGGUCAGCUUUUGAAAAAGUGUAAGGAGUAAUACAUAUGCUUCUGAUAUUCAACAAUCUGUCAAAAAAGGUUUAUGUUGUUUUGAGUUCUCCUGAAAUUGCAUCACAUUAACAUCAAACCUCAAAAACAUUUCUUGUGCUGGUAAGAAGAUGGAAACCUAUAUGGAAAUGGAUAUAGGUUUAAAAGGAAGGAAACCCUUCUCUUUUAUUGCUUUUAAUCUUCUAACUUCAAUUAAACUGAUUUCUAAGAGAGAUGCCAGAGGCUGCCUGAAAGAAAUACAUUUUCUGGUGACAACA
This is a messenger RNA of Taeniopygia guttata (zebra finch), 7635 nucleotides long. It is a transcript of the gene NOA1, whose product is annotated as nitric oxide associated 1. NCBI's taxonomy places the organism in Eukaryota, Metazoa, Chordata, Aves, Passeriformes, Estrildidae. The record is from RefSeq and is a predicted model, not a curated record. Gene Ontology annotation, molecular function: GTP binding.